UCACUUUGCGUUACCGGUAAGGACGGACGCAAAUAACUAUUAAACUGGCUUCGUAAUACACGUUUAUUACUUGGCCGGAUUUCUUUAUUACGGUAGAUGCUACUGUAAGGACUUGGCACGGAACAGGACAACCCCAUCAUGCAGCAGCAGUCAGUAAUGGAAGAGGGAACGGCCUAUGAGCCACCUACUUAUGAUGAGACAUUCCCAGUUCUUCCUGAGUCAGCUAGUUCAAGUUCAGGAAAAUUAAAUAUUUUCUCUGUAAAUAAUAAUUUACAGCUUGGACGUAUAACAAUCACACAGAUAUUUCGCGUACCCGGCGAAGAACGCAAAUUUGAUCACAGUGAUAAAUUUGGGGAACGUGAAUCCAUACGUACAUGUAAAACAAUAAUGAAAGAGACAAAUACCAAUAUUGAAAUAGCAUCAUCAAAAGAUCAAUCUCUUACAUUCCUAAUAACUGGCAAGCAAAACCAAGUAUUGGAAGCUAAGCGCCGAAUUUUAACAACAUUUCAGACUCAGGCAAGUAAACAAAUUAGCAUUCCUAAGGACCAUCAUCGUUGGAUUCUUGGAAAACAAGGACAGCGCCUCAAGGAUCUAGAAAAAACAACUGCAACAAAAAUAAAUGUUCCAUCUGUACAAGAUCAGUCAGAUAUAAUCACAAUUACAGGAACAAAAGAAGGAAUAGAAAAGGCUGAACAUGAAAUUAGGGUCAUUUCAGAUGAACAAUCAAGAAAAGCAUUUGAAAGAGUAUCUGUGCCAAAAAUAUAUCAUCCUUUUAUACAUGGUGCACACAAUGAGAAUCUCAAUGCUAUGAUGGCAGAAACUGGUGCUCGAAUUAAUAUUCCUCCUGCUUCUGUGCAAGAAGAUGAGAUUACUAUUGCAGGUGAAAAAGAAGGUGUCUUGGCAGCAAAGCAAAAAAUUGAAGAUAUUUACAGAGAUAUGGAAAAGAGAUGUACAACAGUAUCAGUUGAAGUUCCCAAAUCUCAGCACAAAUAUGUUAUUGGUCCUCGUGGUAGUACUAUAGCAGAGAUAUUGCAAGUGACUGGUGUAAGUGUAGAAAUGCCUGCACCAGAUUCUCCUACCGGAACUAUUACACUCCGUGGACCUCAAGAAAAGCUUGGUCAAGCAUUGACUAAAGUGUAUGAAAAAGCAAACAGUGUUCGUACGGCUGUUGUAAAAGCACCUGUGUGGAUUCAUAAGUAUAUAAUAGGACGAAAAGGAGUGAACAUUAAACGUAUCACACAAGAAAUGCCGAAAGUAAAUGUAGAAUUUACUGGAAAGGAAGACAAAAUCAAGAUUGAAGGUCCUCCUGAAGAAGUAGAGAAAGCACAAAAUGAACUUCAAUUAAUGGCUAGUGAUCUCAUAUCCAAGCUUACUUUUACAGAAUUAAAUGUUGAUCCUCGAUUUUAUAAACAUAUUAUUGGAAAAAAUGGAUGCAAUGUAAAUCGUGUAAAAGAAGGUACAGGUGUUGUUAUUAAUAUCUCGGAAAAUGACGGUAGUAAUAUUAUUCGUAUUGAAGGAAACCACCCUGGUGUGCUUAAAGCUCAAACGGAAUUAGUAGAAAUGGUGAGAAAAUUAGAAAAUGAAAAAGAGAAAGAUGUGAUAAUAGAUCAUCGUUAUUAUCCUAGUAUUAUCGGAAACAAGGGAGAUAAUAUUAAAGAGAUUAGAGAUAAGUUUAACCAAGUACAGAUUACUAUUCCUGGUCCAGGUGAGAAAGAAGAUAUAGUAAAAAUUAGAGGACCCAAGGAAGAUGUAGAUAAGUGCCAUAAAUAUCUAAUGAAAUUAGUAAAAGAAUUAAACGAAAAUAAUUAUGUAUUAGAAGUACCCAUUUUCAAACAAUUCCAUAAAUUUGUCAUUGGAAAAGGCGGAGUAAAUAUUCGUAAGAUUAGGGAAGAAACACAAACUAAAAUUGAUUUACCUGCUGAAGGUGAGAAAAGUGAUGUUAUAACUAUCACAGGAAAAAAGGAAAACGUAGAGAAAGCUAAAGAAAUGAUUCAAAAAAUACAAAAUGAAUUGGCUAAUAUCGUUACCGAUGAAAUAGUAAUUCCACCAAAGUUUUACAAUUCACUUAUUGGCACUGGCGGAAAAUUGAUUCAUUCUAUUAUGGAAGAUUGUGGCGGUGUUGCAAUUAAAUUUCCUACCGCAGAGAGCCGAAGCGAUAAGGUAACAAUUAGAGGGCCUAAAGAGGAUGUUGAAAAGGCAAAACAGCAAUUACUUGAACUUACAAAUGAAAAACAGUUAUCUAGUUAUUCGGCUGAAGUUCGUGCCAAAGUACAACAUCACAAAUUUCUCAUUGGAAAAAAUGGUGCCAAUAUUAAAAAGAUAAGAGAAUCCACGGGUGCACGUAUUAUAUUCCCAACCGAUGACGAUCAAGAUAAAGAAGUAAUUACUAUUAUGGGAAAGAAGGAAGCUGUUGAAAAAGCUAAGGCUGAACUAGAAGCCACAAUUAGUGAAAUUGAUAAUAUUACUGAAGGGGAAAUUCAUAUUGAUCCAAAGCAUCACAGACAUUUUGUAGCUCGCAGGGGUGGAGUACUGCAUCGUAUUGCAGAUGAAUGUGGGGGAGUGCAAAUUUCAUUCCCAAGAGCUGGUGUUGAUAGUGAUCGAGUCAUUUUGAAAGGAUCACACGAAUGCAUAGAAGCAGCGAAACAGCGAAUGCGAGAAAUUGUACAGGAACUGGAAUCUAUGGUAACUGAAGAAUGCGUAAUACCCCAGAAACAUCAUCGUACAGUAAUGGGAGCAAAAGGACGUAAAGUACAAAUGAUUACGUCCGAAUAUGAUGUACAAAUUAAAUUCCCUGACAGAGAUACGUAUGAUGAACAACGUGUAGCGGAACAGAUGAAUGGUGAGAAUGGGGAAGUUACGGAUACUAUCCCAGUCUGUGAUAUUAUUCGCAUCACUGGACAGCCAGAAAAUGUAGCAGCUGCUAAACAAGCAUUAUUAGAUCUUGUGCCGAUUACGAUAGAAGUAGAGGUACCGUUUGAUCUACAUCGUUCAAUAAUAGGUCAGAAAGGUCGUGAUGUGCGGGAACUGAUGAAUACAUAUGAUGUUCAUAUCAUGCUGUCUCCAGCAGAAGAAAAACUUGAUUAUAUCAAGAUUUCUGGAACUCCUUCAUGUGUUGAGAAUGCAAAGCAAGCUAUUCUCGAUAAAUGUAAAGCAUUGGAAGCUGAACGACAAGAUAGAGCUUUAAAAUCAUUUGAAUUGAAGAUUAAAGUUGAUCCAGAAUAUCAUCCGAAAAUAAUUGGUCGAAAGGGAGCAGUAAUUAAUAAAAUACGUAGUGAUCAUGAUGUUCAAAUUAAUUUCCCUCGUAAAGGUGACCCUGAAGAACAUAUCAUUACAAUUACUGGUUAUGAAAAAAAUGCUUGUAGCGCACGAGAUGAUAUUAUGAAAAUUGUCAAUGAAUUGAAUGGUUUGACAAAAGAAGAGGUGCAUAUAAAUGCUGCUGUACAUUCACGUUUAAUCGGUUCGAAAGGUAGAAAUAUUCGUAAAAUAAUGGACGAAUUUAAAGUGGAUAUCAAAUUCCCAAGAAAAACUGAUCCUGACCCUAAUAUUGUAACAAUUGUGGGUACGGAGGAAAAUGUAGCCGAUGCGAAAGAUCGUUUAUUGAACUUGGAAGAAGAAUAUAUUCAAGAUGUUUUAGAAAAUGAAUAUCGUGAAAAUUUACGCUCGCCUCAACGCGAUGAAAGGAAUUCUGGAAAUUCCGGCUUUGUUGUGAAAGGAGGACCUUGGGAACAGCAACCACAAAGUGCUCCGAAUACCGCCAGCGUUGAGGAAUUUCCUCAAUUUGCUGGGUAUUCUCACGUACCUGUGACUAAUCCUGACGGUCCAUGGGGCGUAAAACGUUAAUAAUAUCAAUCCAGUAAAACUCACUGAAAAACUAUAAGGUAACAUUAUAUAACUUUCCUCUGACAAACGAUACAAAAGGGUACACACAUUAGUGCUAGGUGGUUCCCUGUUCCAUUACUGAUGUUGCUGCAUACGACCUGGCCACUCUAUUGGACUCUGAUACUGGUUUACUACAUAACGUUUGACGAUGAUGUUUAUAUUUGCAGUUCAUAUACUAAAUAACCUAUGUAUCUGUAACUGUAACGCAUGAUAUUUUAAGUUGAUUGCCAUGUUAGGAAUAUACACACAUACAGUCAGACGCAAAUUGCGAGUGGAUUUCAUUCAUAAACAGAACGUCUGAUUUCUUCAUAACUUACUUUUACUGAUAUGCCUUUCAGGUACAGAUAUGUUGUACUUAAGACUGUGGCUUCGUAGGAACUAAUUUUCUUGUGUAUAUUAUAUAUUUUUCAGAUUGUCUCUAUCCGCAUAGAUUGUUCGGUUAAACAUAUUUCGUUUAACCGGAUAUAAUGUUUUGUUAAUUUAUUUAUAUUUUUUGUAUAUAAAUUGCAUUUUUUUUUGUGUUGGACUUAAGUGAAAUCGUUUUUUAACUAUCAUGAUGAUAUUAGAGUCUGUAUCAAACUUUUGUGGAACGUAAAGCUUUAAGGUCUUUCUAAGGAAAACGUUCUUAAACAUGAUUUCCUGUCUUUUGUUAUGUAGGUAAUGUAAUAUAAUGAAAUCGCUUUAUACUUUUAAAAUUACGGUACACUGAAAAAAAAGUGCAAGUAUCUGCCAGUAAACUGAAUGUAGUAUAUUAUUAAAUAUUGAAUUUAAGAAAAAAUUAAUGAACAUUAAAUAUGCAUUGGGGGAUCAUGAUCUUUAGAAGGCCUUGCUAUAAUUCCACUGCUUUUAUGCAGUCAUCAAAGACGAGACACGAGAUUAUUGGGAUUAUUAAAAGAGAAAAGAAAUCAUGAAUAUCUAUAAUUUAAAAGCGAUACGCCGUAUUCUUUGAAUAGCUAAUUUUAUUUAUUCUUUCUGUUUUAAUGUUUGCUGUAUGAUGUGCAAAUUUUUGCAUUCUACUAUUUAUGAGGCCAACUAGCUAAGAAAAGAUAUUCGGUUCAAGUGCCUUGUCUAUUUUCUUCAAGACAGCUCAUUUCAAUUGUUGGAGGAAUGUGAAUAUUAGUUUAUAUAUAAUUAUAUAUAGUAUAUAAAUAUUGAUAAUAAUUAUUAUAUAUAUAUAAUCAAUAUGAUAGGUAUUGUACUACAAG
This is a messenger RNA of Osmia lignaria (orchard mason bee), 5084 nucleotides long. RefSeq names its product satellite-binding protein 1 Dp1 (gene Dp1). Lineage: Eukaryota; Metazoa; Arthropoda; Insecta; Hymenoptera; Megachilidae. Gene Ontology annotation, molecular function: mRNA binding. The record is from RefSeq and is a predicted model, not a curated record.